Messenger RNA from Nymphaea colorata (pocket water lily), 3693 nucleotides. Its product is annotated as pentatricopeptide repeat-containing protein At5g65570. Gene Ontology annotation, biological process: RNA modification. NCBI's taxonomy places the organism in Eukaryota, Viridiplantae, Streptophyta, Magnoliopsida, Nymphaeales, Nymphaeaceae. Gene Ontology annotation, molecular function: RNA binding; protein binding; zinc ion binding. Bases 469 to 2637 code for a protein of 722 amino acids. The record is from RefSeq and is a predicted model, not a curated record. The transcript has 2 exons.
ACCUCAAAACCGCGGACCUGAAAUCUACAAUGAUUUGUAGACCUGAAAUGUAUGGUGAUUUGUAGAUCGCAGGUCACAAUAAUCAAACACAAACCUAGCUUUUUCGACGCGGUUACAGCUUUGUUAACUGGCGUUUGAUUCCACCGGUGGAAUUCCAUGAUCAAAAUUUCAAACGCCGUGCCGGAAUCAAAAUCCGACCCGGGAAUUAUUUAAUCGCGCGUCAUGGCAUAAACGCGCGAUUGUCUUGUGUAAUUUUUUCCCGCGAAGCAUCGUUCUAAUCACUCUCGGGCGAAGAACCCGCGCGCCGCUCCUCCAGGCCGCAGUCGUCCGUUCGCGACUUCUUUCUCCAUCGUUCACUCUCCUUCUACCUGCAGCUUGUGACUCCUACUGGCCCCAGCAGCCAAAAAUUCCUGUCCGCCACUGCGGUGGACACAACCAAAAUGCAGCUCUUUCUGGUUUUCUAAAAGAAUGAGAAGGAUCUUUAACAAUGGAGAUGCCAGUCUGACCAAGGUAGGUUUCCGCAGUAGAACGCAGCUACGGGGAUCAUAUCGUUGUUUACACCGACAAGAGAAGGCAAAUCUCAGAGAAGAAGUGCUUGAGAAUUGGAGUGCUAGUUCUUACGCUUUUCUUCUUGGAGAGUGUGCAACAAGGAGAUGGGUUCAAGGAGGAAGGUGGGUUCACUCCCACAUGGUCCGCACUGGUUUCCCCUAUCUCAAAUUGAGUAUCAAGCUCAUCGACAUGUACUUGAAAUGCGGUCGCAUCGACGAUGCCCGCAAACUUUUCAACAAAAUGCCUCCUCAGCAUGUGGUUCCCUGGAACGCCAUGAUUUCGGCCUAUGCCCAACAUGGGUGUGGCAAAGAGGCACUUAGGUUGUUCAUGAUUAUGCAUUUUGGUCAUGUUUUUCCAGAUGAAUUCACAUUCACAAGUGUGUUUAAGGCUUGCGCAGACCUCGGUUAUGCUUUGGGUGGGAGGGUAGCUCAUGGCCGGAUGGUUGUGUCCGGUCUGAAAGCCAAUGUCUUUGUGGGUAGUGCAAUCAUAGACAUGUAUGUGAAGUGUAGCAGGGUCAAGGAUGCCAGACUUGUGUUUGAUGGAAUGGAUGAAAGGGAUGUGGUCCUAUGGACAGCACUGGUUGUGGGGUAUGUACAUAACGAGAAGGAUGAGGAAGCAUUGGAGAUGUUUGGUGAAAUGGUUCAUGGUGGAAUGAGACCAGAUGAGUACACAGUUGCUAGUGUCCUAAUUGCAUGUGGAAACUUAUUGGCACUAAGGGAAGGGAUUCAGAUCCAUGCAGUUAUCAUCAAAGAAGCACUCGAACUAGAUAAUUCUUCUCAUACCUCUUUAUUGAGCAUGUAUGCAAAAUGUGGCAGUGUUGGAGACUCUUUCAAGGUUUUCAAUGGGAUGAGCAAUGCAAAUAUGGUAUCUUGGACUGCCAUGAUAACGGGACUGGUUCAGAAUGGGCAGGAAGAAGAUGCCUUGUCACUCUUUCACAAAAUGACAUCAUUCUCCAUAAAGCCAAAUCAGUUUACAUUUUCAGUAGCACUUAAAGCAUGUGCUGGAGUUGCUCUGUUUGCGGAAGGUAAGCAAAUCCAUGUGCUCAUCAUGAAAGCAGGCUUUGACACAGACGUAUUUGUGGCUGCAGCACUUAUUGACAUGUAUGGGAAGUGCGGGUGCAUGGGAAUGGCACUCUUGGUGUUUAAUAACAGGUUGCUGGAAAAAGAUGUUGUUUUGUUUAAUGCAAUGAUUUCAGGAUAUGCACAGAAUGGACAUGGUCAGGAAGGUCUGCAACUCUUUGAGGAAAUGCAACAAUUAGGUAUAAUCCCAAAUUCUGCAACCUUCAUAAGUCUUCUAUCAGCAUGCAGUAACUCUGGAAUGCUGGAAGAAGGUCGCAGAGUUUUCCGUGUGAUGUUUGCCCUUGGCAUUGUGCUCUCAAGAGAGCAUUAUGGCUGCAUGGUUGAUCUCCUUGGACGGGCUGGGCAGUUGGAAGAAGCUGAAAAGUUGAUACGCAGCAUGCCCAUGGGACCAGACACUGUAAUUUGGCGGACAUUGCUCAGUGCUUGUAAAAUUCAUGGUGAGAUUGGGAUAGGACAGAGGGCAGCUGAAUCUGUGCUUCGAUUGGUAGAGGAAGAUGAUGGAACUCAUGUCUUAUUAUCUAAUCUUUAUGCUUCCGCAAGCAACUGGACUGAAGUUGCUAGGAUAAAAAAUAAGAUGAGAAACAUUGGUGUGAAGAAGGAUCCUGCACUAAGCUGGAUUGAGGUUAAUCACAAAAUAUAUGUUUUUGUUGCUGGGGACCAAUCACACCCAAGAAAAAAUGAGAUAUAUGCCAAACUAGAUGAACUAAUUUUAAGAACUGAGGAUCUAGGUUAUGUCCCUGAUACCAGGUUUGUAUUGCAAGACUUGGACGAUGAGAUGAAAGAGAGAUCUUUGCACUACCACAGUGAAAAGUUGACAAUUGCUUUUGGGUUGCUUUGCUUACCACUUGGUGUCCCUAUUCGGAUAUUCAAGAAUCUAAGAGUUUGUGGGGAUUGUCAUAACUGGAUAAAAUUUACUUCUAGAGUUGUACAAAGAGAGAUCAUUGCUAGGGAUGCAAAGAGGUUCCAUCAUUUCAAGGAUGGAAUCUGUUCCUGUGGAGACUAUUGGUAAGAUCCAUCAAAAAGUUAUCUAUAUCAGGGGUGAAAUGAUGUUUUUAUCCAAAAAUUAGCAGAGCGACUGAUGCAUUUCAAGCACAAAAGUGAAGAAUAUGAAAUGUGGCCCGUGGUUGCUGCAUUAGAUGCUGUCGUCUUGUGAUGAUACUGAUUUUCCUUGGUUCCUCUUCGAAUGUUUUCUUACAGUUGUCAAUCAACUGAGUGACUAAUGCAUUUCAUGUACAAAAAUUUAGGCUUCAACACCAAUUCAAGUUUUUAUCUAUGUAAGAGUUCCUAGUUCACUGUCUCUUCUUGGUAAAAGAACCCAUAACACGUGUAAGUGGAGUUAUGGCUGUGCUUGGCGAUAUUUAGAAAAUUUUCUUAUGCUUGUUGGAGUGAAAACUGGUCAGGCAGCUUAAAUUUUCCUUGAGAUGCUUCAUUGCAGGUUUGAGUGAUACUGAUUAAGAACGAUAAGGGUUCAAGUGUGCAUGCAUGCCCAUGAGCAAUCACAUUUUUGUGUGUAUUUUGCAUGUUCAUGUACCUCUGCAUGAACAGCAUAGCUUAGUGCAUCCAUAAACGGGCAAACACAGGGGGAUCAAACAAAGAAAAUGCAGAGGCUUGCUGUAAAUAGAAAAUGUUCUCGCAAGCUGAGUCCAAUUCAGAUUGAUGGGGCAUCAUGAAUGAGUUCAGAUAAGUGAAAGCAUUGUGAAGAAACUAAGUGAAGAAGUGAACGAUUAGGAGGCCUAACGACUGACAAGUGACAAAUCUAUUUGUUGCAAAGACUUGGAAUACUGCCUACUGCUUCAAAAGUGAUAUCAACGACUCUUGUUUUCCGGCUUUGUCAUUAUAUGAACAUGGACUGGGACUCAAGCAGCUGGCUCUUUGGUUAGCUCCACUAUUAGCAGGGACUUGAACACCGAUAUCAGUCUGCUACUGUGACUAAUCUAUUUUGGUCUCUUUGCUCAAAAGGCGAGACUACCAAACAAGCCUGCCUUCUUGUAUUCACCUCUAUCUUCUAGUACUUUCAUUCUUCUUUGGUUUUGGAAACUGGAAAAAGCUAUUCUUUUUUUCCUCA